Molecule: messenger RNA, 3297 nt
Organism: Zootoca vivipara (common lizard)
Lineage: Eukaryota; Metazoa; Chordata; Lepidosauria; Squamata; Lacertidae
Gene: OMD
Product: osteomodulin
Molecular function (GO): protein binding
Source: RefSeq, a predicted model, not a curated record
UUCCUGCCACACCUCAAACCAAACAUUAGAGAAAGCAGGCUAAAGCCACAUAAUUUCACUAGGGUGAAAGUAUACCCUUAUUUGAAUAAACUAUUUUGUGCAACAAGCAGCAUUUUAAGCUUCUCCGGAGCAUUUUUGCAGUAAAUGACAUUUCAUCGAGUACUCAUACUCUGAACUAGAUACUUCUUAUAUGGUGACUAUGGAUUUUAAGGAAAGCACCAUCUGAUACUUUCUAAAUCUUGCUGCAUAUUCAUUGGCUGAAAACUACCAAAUAAUUUUGAGGAUAUCAGAUCAGAACUUGAAUAUGGGAAUCCUGAGUCAACUGUUAACUAUCACUCUCCUCUUGGGAGUCUCAGUGUUCUGUCAAUAUGACUAUGAGGAUGACUAUGAUAAUGAAAUGGAUAAUGAAUAUCCAUCCAUUUUUCAUCAUAUUCCUAGCAUAGAAUACGCCAUUCCUUAUCCCAGCACACCUGCUCAGUGUGCCAAAGAAUGCUUUUGUCCACCAACUUUCCCACUAACAAUGUACUGUGAUAAUCGUAAACUUCAAACUAUACCAAGAAUUCCCAGUCACAUCCAACAACUCUAUCUACAGAAUAACGACAUUGAAGCUGUGCCUGUGGAAUCCUUUGUUAAUGCUACUGCCCUGAAAGAAAUUAACCUCAGCCACAACAAAAUUAAGUCUCACAUGAUUGACACAGGUGUCUUUGGCAAACUUUCAAAUCUAGUACAACUCCAUUUAGAACACAAUCUGCUGGAAGAAAUUCCAUCCCCUCUACCUAGAAGCUUAGAACGAUUGCUCCUGGGUUUCAAUCAGAUUACCAGGUUGCCCAGCAAAGACCUAGAAGGUUUAGUAAACGUGACUAUGCUUGACCUCUGCAAUAACCACCUUGAAGAUUCUCAACUGAAACAAACACAUUUUUCAAAGAUGAAAAACCUAAUGCAGAUCAACCUCUGCAGCAACAGACUUCAAUCAAUGCCUCCAGAUCUACCAUUUUCACUUAUGCAUCUUUCCCUUGAAAAUAACUCAAUUUCUCUCAUUCCAGAUAAUUAUUUCCAGAAACUUCCAAAGCUUACUGCUCUAAGAAUGACACACAACAAUCUGCAUGAAGUUCCUUAUAAUGCUUUUAACCUUUCUAAUCUUGUGGAACUCAAUCUUGGGCACAAUAAACUGAAGCAAGUAUUCUACAUUCCAAGAACCCUGCAGCAUUUGUACAUAGAAGACAAUGACAUGGAAGUCAUCAAUGUUACCUUAAUGUGUCCUACUAUUGAUCCACUGAACCUCAAUCACUUAACCUACUUACGAGUGGAACACAACAAGCUCACCACUCCAAUAAGUACAUAUGCCUUCUUCUGCUUUCCACAUAUACGCAGUAUUUAUUAUGGUGAACAAAAAAUUGGUGCCAACCAGCAAACACAGCUGAGAACGCCAGUGUUCCAAAGAUAUUUAACACCAGAAGAGUAUGAAGAAGCAGAAGAUCACGAAGAACAAGAUCAUGAUCACAAUCAAAGGGAAAGGGAUGAUGAUUACUUUGACCCUUAUGUGUAUUAAGAGGUUAUAAGGUAUAGUAGUAUUAUUAAAAUUUAUUUUCUUAUAAAUAGAGAAGAUACUCAUUUAAAAAGCAAAAAUCAUUCUGAAAAUGCAAAAUAUUUGUGAGACUUGUGAAGCAGAUAAAUUUUAUUUAUCAAAUUUCAAUCUACAAUGAAAAAGUACUUCCCAUAUUUUCAAACCAUACAAUUUUAGAACAGAAAAAGAUUCUAAAUAUCUUACCUACCCAAUUAGAAAAUUUCAACUAUAUAUACAAACACAUAGUAUCAACUUUGCUUGUGUGAUAUAUUUCUAGCUACAGAUAUCAUUGAACUUACUGUCUGCAUUAUGGAAUAAUGACAUUCUCAAAUGAGAAUAUAAUUUUUCCUAGGUAUGCAAAUUAUAUAGUACAAGUUAAAAGCAUGGUCACAAUCCUAGGGAGGCCAAUGUAAAAUUCAUCACUGAUGUAAAAGGAUUCGGACUGUAAGAAAAUGUUAGGAUUCCAUUAAUAUGAGAACCAGCAACAAUCAAAUAAUUAAAAGUCCACAAUUACAACAGGUUUGGCCAGAAUUCAAAUUUUGCUGCUUUAUAAAUAUUUUAAAAUUCAAAUAUAUGCUCAGAAAAGCAUACUGCAACAAUAGUCAGUUGAAAAAGAAGGCUAUUAGAAACGUGCUUCUAGUGUAAGUUUUCUAUAGGGUGCUUAGUGCAUUUAAACUGGAUCUAAGAUUUAAUCUUCACCAGUGUUCACCAACAUUCAAAUGUUUAAUAUGGAAAUACAAAUACAAAACCAGAACUAGUUUACAUUCAAUUCAGUGACAAUACCGGUCAAUUAGAAGAGCAGAGUUGUCUUUUUAUGAAGCAUCUGGUAAUUCUUUUACUCUGCUGGGUGUUUCCUAUGGUUUAAUAUCAGGCAUCCCCAAACUGCGGCCCUCCAGAUGUUUUGGCCUACAACUCCCAUGAUCCCUAGCUAACAGAACCAGUGGUCAGAGAUGAUGGGAAUUGUAGUCCAAAACAUCUGGAGGGCCGAAGUUUGGGGAUGCCUGGUUUAAUAUUAUCUAACCAGUCUCAGAGGGCCCUUGGGCUUGCAAGCUACCCUUGCUCCCAUCUCCUCCUCUUUGCACAGCCAAGAGGAGGAGUUCUGUCAGUUUACUUUCAGUUUCAAUGAUCUCAAAUUUAGUUUAAUGUGCAAACUAAGAAUCCUGGUUUAAAUAAGCAGUUAAGCAGGGCAGCUUCAUAACCCAUGGUUUCACAUUUGCUUGUUUAGCAAUUAACAUUUUUUUGUUUUGAACCAGGAUCUGUUGCAAAUGGAAGAGGCUUUUCUGGGGUUUGCUGGUGGCUCAUCCAUGGUGCUAAACCAUAGACUUUCACCAUGGUUUAGCAUUACAGGUGAACCAACCAAGCAUUUGCUCUUUGUACAUACGGUAACUUUGUAACAGACAAGUAAUUAUGCAAACCUGAUGUUUGUCAGCAAUACACAUACUGUAGACUGAAUUAUAUAAGCAGCUAGAUUGUAACUAUGUAAUGUUUAGUUAGCUAUAUAUCUAAGCAUUUACAAAUAAAUGUACAAUAUACUUUAAAAUGUAACAGAUUUCUUCUAGCAGAUUAUCUAAAUAAAGUUAUCAGUAAAAACUGAUGCACUGAAAAUGUGACUUUUUAAAUUUAUUUUGCCCCCCUCCCCAUGGGGAAAAAGCUUUAUUAUGUUUUUAUAAAUAAAUUCUGUUCCUGACACUGCACCGAAGUACUUGAGAAGCAAUACCAUUUCUGAAGAAGAG